Molecule: messenger RNA, 1648 nt
Organism: Closterium sp. NIES-67
Lineage: Eukaryota; Viridiplantae; Streptophyta; Zygnematophyceae; Desmidiales; Closteriaceae
Source: the annotation of a GenBank genome assembly
UCAUUCGUACCAUUUGUCUGUAGAAUCCAUCGUGUAGACGAGGCCUGCGAGCAUAUACCUACCCAGCUCGAGAGCAAGAGAGAGAGAGAGAGAGAGAGGGAGAGCGCGAGAGGCGUGACGCGCGUUGUCCGCGAGAUCGUCGUCUUGUCGGUGUUUCGAACUGAUUCCAGCGACCGGAUUCCGAGAUGUAGAGAGUGCGGGUGGUGCAGGAACGUCGGGUCGGUGCGCAGGAACAUCCGAGAUUGCUGUAGCUCAUGAAAUUUCGUGAGUCUUUUGGACUUCUCUGUGACCCCUGGCGCUAGCAGGCACGAGGGCUCAAAGUUUUGGUUAGGAACGAAUUGUGCCUCGUGUUGAAUAAUCGUGGUGCGUGAGGACAAUCUCCCCCCUUGAAUUCCGCAACUGCGUGGCGUGGGCGGGCUAAGACCCAACGGUUUUUAGACUGGGGCAAUUGUGGCGGACGAGUGGAUGCAAGGCGACGGCACGAUGCGCAUUCGAUGUCUCCUCCUUCGAAUCACCGGCUUGCUGCUUGCCUUGGGCGCAGCAGCAGCAGCCGCAGCCGCAGCAGAAACCCCAGCAGCAGCAGCGCGAGCGCCGUCCAACGUGACGCUCGAGAGCGUGACGGUGAUGAGGGACAUGGGCGCCGUGCUGCCGCCCAGCGUCUUCUUCGCGUGCCGGGACGACGCCUCCCACAUCGCGCUCCCGCAAGUGCGCAGCACGCUCACCAGAUUCGACUUCUCCGGCCACGAGCCCUGGCAGCCCGUGACGCAGCUGGGCCACGAGCAGUGCAAGCAGUGCGGCGUGUACGAGCGCAUGCUCUUCCUCUUCACCUCCACCGUCGCCGAGUGGACCCUCUGCCCCGCCAACUUCUCUCUGCGGGACCCGCACAGGCCCGCUGCCAGCAGACCGCACACGCGCAGCGAGAUCGGCGCAUCUGUCACGGGUGGCGUGGCGGUGGUUGACGUGCCGGGGGUGCUCUAUGUGUCGCUCGCCUGUGACACCUGUGCGGCUCCCCCGCCUCCUCCUCCUGCCCAACCUGUAACGCAGUUUGAUCCAGCGGUCACGAGUGUCACGGGCUCGUGGGUCACGAGCGUUAUCCUCUCCUUCGCCUUCAUCGUGGCCCUCGCCAUGUGCUGCGUCAUCGCGCUCAUUCUGCGUCGCCAGCACCGCCGCCGCCAGCCCCAUGAUGAGAUGGAGAAAUCCCGAUUUCUAGGCCUGCACGGUGGUGACAGCAGCAGCAGCAGCAGCCACCCGGAGCAGAGUCACAAUGCACCGUACCUAGACAAGGACACUGAAGGCGGGGAUGACGGUGGUUCUGGUGUAGGGGGAGGAGCGGAAGGAGUAGGGGGUAGUGCUGCUGCUGCUGCUGCUGCUGCUGCUGCUGCCGUCGCCGCUGCCGCUGGUGCUGGUUUUGACAAUGGCUAUAGAGAUGAUGAUCCGUUCAUGGGUAAUGGCCAUGCUACUGCUGAGCUUCACUACCGCAGUUUUGUAGCCGGGAAGUCGGAUGAGCAUAGAGUGCCUAUGAUUUAGUGGCUCUCUGAAGCAUAUGUAUGCGCUGCGAUAGAGACAAGGGCCCAAGAUGGGCCCUGUGUGAACCAUUGAUGCUUUUGCCUCUUUUUAGCUUCAUCUUUGACUUAAUCAUAACAAUAAU